AUGAUUUUUCGCCAGGGCCGUGCUUGUGUGGCGGCGCUUGGCUGCUUGGUAGCAGCCGUUCAUGUAUUUGGCAACCUGUCGUUGGAUUGCGUUCGUGCCACAUCUGUGGGUAGUGUCGGCAAGAACACUGAUGACAAGGGUAAGGUGGCCAGUACCAAAAUUGAUUUAGACCCUGAGGAUCUCCAUGGACAUGUCUACCUUCCAUUGGUUGAACAAGUGGAUCCAAUGCGCUUAGAAGAGCACGAGUGCAGGUACCCUGCGGAUGGUGAAGGUGUCGGACGGCUUGAUUUGCGUGUCACGGAGAAUCUAAUUGUCGGUUUCCAUUGCCACGGAGGAACCACCGAAGAACUCACACCAGAUAAGGGUUCGGCGGCAUUCAGGGUAAACAGUGACGGAUAUUGUGACACCACUACUGUCGUCGAUGUUGACACUCUGACUCCCAAUGCCCUAUUCUAUCAGCCUUCUCAGCCCGACGGCCGUCUUGUCGGCAACGCGGUUUUCUUCGCUGGCGGACUGCCGCUUGACAGCGAGAAGAAAGCGUGCUUCGUUUGCAAAGGGAAGACCGUAAGUAACAAGGGCAAGUCGUGCGAGGUGAUUGUAACGGUCCCCAAAGCGUCCUUGCCAAAUUCUUGGGUGUGCAACCCCGAAGCCCCUCCGUCAGUCAACACGUUGGCGUUUCGCGACGAUGGGACAGCGAAAGAGGCCUUCGUCCACUGCCCACCAGGGUAUUCAAAACUCGACUCACCAGACAAAGACGGCUAUGUAAUGACGGGUCCACAGUGUAUGACCAAAGCAAAGCUGGAAGAUGUCUUGGGGUCGGGCUCUACCAUCAAGACAGUAGAACUUAAGUCCCCACCAAGUGGUGUUUCCAAAUCCUAUCAAGUCACCGCUACGUCUUCCUUCCCAAAACCGCGCAUGCUCUGCAUGAAAUGUUUUCCAGGCGACAGUGAGGAUAAGCCCUCUGAAACAGACGCAUGCCUGUUGAAAGUCCUUCUGCCUGUCUUCGGAGAAAAAGGGAAAGAAGCUGGAAAAACGCUAGAACAGACAACCGGUGAAACGGAAACGCCAUCUGAGACAACAACGUCAGCUGGAGUUGUGCUUUCUUGUGCCACAUCCGCUGCCCUUCUUGCGCCGAUUUCCGUGUUAAUGUCCGUUGCCAUGUGA
This is a messenger RNA of Neospora caninum, 1164 nucleotides long. RefSeq names its product srs domain-containing protein. NCBI's taxonomy places the organism in Eukaryota, Apicomplexa, Conoidasida, Eucoccidiorida, Sarcocystidae. The coding region runs from base 1 to 1164 and encodes 387 amino acids. The record is from RefSeq and is a predicted model, not a curated record. The transcript is spliced from 2 exons.